Messenger RNA from Trichomycterus rosablanca, 888 nucleotides. RefSeq names its product rhomboid, veinlet-like 2 (Drosophila) (gene rhbdl2). The transcript has 7 exons. Gene Ontology annotation, molecular function: serine-type endopeptidase activity. The record is from RefSeq and is a predicted model, not a curated record. The coding region runs from base 1 to 888 and encodes 295 amino acids. Lineage: Eukaryota; Metazoa; Chordata; Actinopteri; Siluriformes; Trichomycteridae. Gene Ontology annotation, cellular component: membrane.
AUGGGGGACGCAGACAUCGAGGCGAGCGAAGCCUUUCAGGUGGAGCGAGAUGGACCGGAUGAGGAAGAGCAAGAGGAAGAUCAGGAGCUCGGAUGCUGCGGGAGGUUCCACACCUCCAUCUCCAAGUGGAUGCUCCCCGAGGACCUGAGAGAGACGUACCUGGAACGAGCCAACUGCUGCCCACCUCCCAUCUUCAUCAUCCUCAUCAGCAUCGCCGAGUUGGCGGUGUUUGUUUACUACGCCGCGUGGAAGCCGCAGAAACAGUGGAUCACUCUGGACGAGGGAAUCUGGAGGAGUCCGCUCACCUACAAACCCGAGUUCCGUCAGGAGGCGUGGCGGUUCUUCUCCUACAUGUUCGUACACGCCGGGGUGCAGCACAUCCUGGGGAACCUGGUGCUGCAGCUGCUGCUCGGGAUCCCGCUGGAACUGGUCCAUAAAGGCUUCGAGGUGGGGAUGGUGUACCUGGGCGGAGUUCUGGCAGGAUCGUUAGCCAGUUCCAUCUUUGACCCGUACAGCGCUCUGGUGGGGGCGUCAGGAGGAGUUUACGCUCUGAUCGGAGGAUAUUUCAUGAACGCCGUGGUGAACUUUAGGGAGAUGAUUCCUCUGCUGGGAAUUUUCCGCAUCACCGUCAUCGUCCUGAUCGUUGGAACAGACGUGGGUUUCGCUCUGUACAGGAGAUUCCUGACUGAUGCUGCUGGAUUAAAGGUGUCGUUCGUGGCUCAUAUCGGAGGAGGAAUCGCUGGAAUGACGAUCGGUUACGUUUUCUUCACUAAUUAUAAUCAGAAGCUGCUGAAGGAUCCGAGGUUCUGGUUCUGUAUCGUGGGUUACAUCGUCUUCCUCAUCUUCGCCGUGCUCUUCAACAUCUUCCUCUCUCCGGCUCCACAUUAA